AUGCAGACGUCGUCGAUCAAUAUAUUGACAAUCGGCUUGUCGCUAUUGUGCUUCGUGCACUCUCUUCACAGCGACCGACAAACAUACUCGACGAAUGAUGAAUCGUACAAUCCUCACAAUCUUCGUGCAUCAGACUCAGAGGUGUAUCGUGUCGCAGAACCGUAUGAUCUCUUCAGAAUUUCGAAAUCUUUACCUCAGUACGUGGCACACGUCGAAGAGACGUCGAAGGCUACUCGAGAAGGAAAUCAACUUCGAGAACCUUCGCUCCUGUUGAUCUAUCCUGAGAAAACGUCAGAAGAGACGUAUCCACAGCCGAAAGAAUACGAUAAUUUGGAGUCGAGACAUCGUAGAAAGAACUCCAGUGUAGAUGGAAUGAAUUUUGAAGACGAGAAUACAGAGAACGACGGAGAGGAAAUUGUGAGAAAGAUGAGAAUUCUAGAUCAACUGUUGUCCGAGGAUUCGAAUGGAAAAGAUUUCGAUGUUGACGCAAUUGGAGACGAGAUCAUCCCGGAAGAAUCGAAGAGGGUUGUAAGGGAGGUGAAGAAAAAGAAGCCAGGAUUGUUUUGGUCCCUGGCAAAAGUCACGUUCCAGGCGAUCAACGACACAGCAUCGGCGAUCAAGCAAAUCACUGCCAUCAUCAAUAACAGCAUCGUUCCAGAUUCGGCCACUGCUAGCUCGAUCACGAAGGAAUCGUUAACGGCCGCAAAUUCAACCAGCGUUUUAUCGAACGGAACAGAAACAACGACGUCGACGCCCACGACGACGCCCGUCGUUCUGACAAGGAAGACGCUAGAGAAACUAAUCAGGCGAAAUAUCUUAGGGCUCGUCAGAGUCUUCAACAUCGAAUGGAAGGAAGCGUUAAACGUAAGACGAACUACUUGAAGUGGUGUUCUAUUUAUUCAGCUCAUAUAUUACGACCGUAUAUUUUCCAGCAAUCGGAAACGAACGUGAAAGAGUUCCAGAGGGAUCUAGGGAACCAAAUAGGGAGUUUCUUUCGCGACAAGAGGAACGCUUGA
Molecule: messenger RNA, 1016 nt
Organism: Heterotrigona itama
Lineage: Eukaryota; Metazoa; Arthropoda; Insecta; Hymenoptera; Apidae
Source: the annotation of a GenBank genome assembly